GGUAUAUAAAUACUGCUUAGGUGCUACGCUGAGCAUUCAGUUUAGUCUGAAGACCGGAGAAAACCUUUUCCCAGCACGCAGCAGGCUUUAAAUAAAGUCAAUCAUGCAGAUCUUUGUGAAAACCCUGACUGGCAAGACCAUUACCCUGGAGGUAGAGCCAAGUGACACUAUUGAGAAUGUCAAAGCAAAGAUCCAAGACAAAGAAGGCAUUCCUCCAGACCAGCAGAGGUUGAUCUUUGCCGGCAAGCAGCUGGAAGAUGGGCGCACCCUCUGUGAUUACAAUAUCCAGAAGGAAUCCACCCUUCAUCUUGUGCUUCGUCUGAGGGGUGGUAUGCAGAUCUUUGUAAAAACCCUGACUGGCAAGACCAUUACCCUGGAGGUAGAGCCAAGUGACACCAUAGAAAACGUGAAAUCAAAGAUUCAAGACAAAGAAGGCAUUCCUCCAGACCAACAGAGGUUGAUCUUUGCCGGCAAGCAGCUGGAAGAUGGCCGCACGCUUUGUGACUACAAUAUCCAGAAGGAAUCCACCUUGCAUCUUGUGCUUCGUCUGAGGGGUGGCAUGCAGAUCUUUGUAAAAACUUUGACUGGCAAGACCAUUACCCUGGAGGUAGAGUCAAGUGACACCAUAGAAAAUGUGAAAUCAAAGAUUCAAGACAAAGAAGGCAUUCCUCCAGACCAACAAAGGUUGAUCUUUGCCGGCAAGCAGCUGGAAGAUGGUCGCACCCUUUGUGACUACAAUAUCCAGAAAGAGUCUACCCUGCAUCUUGUGCUUCGUCUGAGGGGUGGCAUGCAGAUCUUUGUAAAAACCUUGACCGGCAAGACCAUUACCCUGGAGGUAGAGCCAAGCGACACUAUUGAGAAUGUCAAAGCAAAGAUCCAAGACAAAGAAGGCAUUCCUCCAGACCAGCAGAGGUUGAUCUUUGCUGGCAAGCAGCUGGAAGAUGGGCGCACCCUCUGUGAUUACAAUAUCCAGAAGGAAUCCACCUUGCAUCUUGUGCUUCGUCUGAGGGGUGGCAUGCAGAUCUUUGUAAAAACCUUGACCGGCAAGACCAUUACCCUGGAGGUAGAGCCAAGUGACACCAUAGAAAACGUGAAAUCAAAGAUUCAAGACAAAGAAGGUAUUCCUCCAGACCAACAAAGGUUGAUCUUUGCUGGCAAGCAGCUGGAAGAUGGCCGCACCCUUUGUGACUACAAUAUCCAGAAAGAGUCUACCCUGCAUCUUGUACUUCGUCUGAGGGGUGGCAUGCAGAUCUUUGUAAAAACCUUGACCGGCAAGACAAUUACCCUGGAGGUAGAGCCAAGUGACACCAUAGAAAACGUGAAAUCAAAGAUUCAAGACAAAGAAGGUAUUCCUCCAGACCAACAAAGGUUGAUCUUUGCUGGCAAGCAGCUGGAAGAUGGCCGCACCCUUUGUGACUACAAUAUCCAGAAAGAGUCUACCCUGCAUCUUGUACUUCGUCUGAGGGGUGGCAUGCAGAUCUUUGUAAAAACCUUGACCGGCAAGACAAUUACCCUGGAGGUAGAGCCAAGUGACACUAUUGAGAAUGUCAAAGCAAAGAUCCAAGACAAAGAAGGCAUUCCUCCAGACCAGCAGAGGUUGAUCUUUGCCGGCAAGCAGCUAGAAGAUGGUCGCACCCUUUGUGACUACAAUAUCCAGAAAGAGUCUACCCUGCAUCUUGUACUUCGUCUGAGGGGUGGCAUGCAGAUCUUUGUAAAAACCUUGACCGGCAAGACAAUUACCCUGGAGGUAGAGCCAAGUGACACUAUUGAGAAUGUCAAAGCAAAGAUCCAAGACAAAGAAGGCAUUCCUCCAGACCAGCAGAGGUUGAUCUUUGCCGGCAAGCAGCUGGAAGAUGGGCGCACCCUCUGUGAUUACAAUAUCCAGAAAGAGUCUACACUGCAUCUUGUGCUUCGUCUGAGGGGUGGCAUGCAGAUCUUCGUAAAAACUUUGACUGGCAAGACCAUUACCCUAGAGGUAGAGCCAAGUGACACCAUAGAAAACGUGAAAUCAAAGAUUCAAGAUAAAGAAGGCAUUCCUCCAGACCAACAGAGGUUGAUCUUUGCUGGCAAGCAGCUGGAAGAUGGGCGCACCCUUUGUGACUACAAUAUCCAGAAGGAAUCCACCUUGCAUCUUGUACUUCGUCUGAGGGGUGGUUUUUGAUCAAAACAUGAACAGAUGCAGAACUUGACUUCAGAGAGGUCAUCUGCUACCAUUGGCACACAAUUAAACCAGUGCAGUUAAUAGUUGAUUCGCUGCAUUGGGGCAAUUUUGCAGAUAUGUUGUUAACUGACCCCUCAUGGGAACCUGUUUUGGCUUGAACAGUAUCAGGUCACAUGAUAUAAUCAUACCUUAUGACAUUUUAUAUAAAUACCAAUAUACCAUCAUCUAUGUUAUGUAUCUGUAUGAUGUUUCUGAAAAUGCCACUAAGCUGUGGGAAAUAAAUUUCAUACCAACCUCCA
Messenger RNA from Xenopus laevis (African clawed frog), 2460 nucleotides. Its product is annotated as polyubiquitin-C. The coding region runs from base 104 to 2161 and encodes 685 amino acids. The record is from RefSeq and is a predicted model, not a curated record. Lineage: Eukaryota; Metazoa; Chordata; Amphibia; Anura; Pipidae. The transcript is spliced from 2 exons.